Molecule: messenger RNA, 1587 nt
Organism: Rhinolophus ferrumequinum (greater horseshoe bat)
Lineage: Eukaryota; Metazoa; Chordata; Mammalia; Chiroptera; Rhinolophidae
Gene: SLC2A4RG
Product: SLC2A4 regulator
Exons: 8
Coding region: 12-1133 (373 amino acids)
Biological process (GO): regulation of transcription by RNA polymerase II
Cellular component (GO): nucleus
Molecular function (GO): RNA polymerase II cis-regulatory region sequence-specific DNA binding; DNA-binding transcription factor activity
Source: RefSeq, a predicted model, not a curated record
ACCCGCGGGCCAUGCAGGCCGAGUGCCCCCCGGCGCCCGGUCCAGGCUGCAGGCGCCCCCCGCCCCGGGCUACCGGCCGGGACCCCGCGGCCGCGCUCGUGUCGGUGCCCGCGCCGCCGCAGGGCCCUGCCGUUAGCGGCGGCUUUGCGGACUUGGAGUUCGCGACCCCGCAGGAACCAGAGCCGCGGGACCCGGGGACGUGGGCGGGGGCGGCGGCAGGAGCCCAGACACCGUCGACGCACAGCCAGGUGCCAGCGCACAGAGCCCCCCAAGGAAAAGCCUGGCUGGAUGAGGUCAUGGCAGCCUCAGCCCUCACAAGCCUGUCUACCAGCCCCCUCCUGCUUGGGGCUCCAGCUGCAGCUUUCAGCACAGAGCCUGGCUUACAGCCCUGGCAGAAGAGCCUGGUGAGGCCACGAGGCAGUUACAGCAGCAGCCCCAGUGGGGACUGGGGCUGGGACCUGGCCAGUGAGCAGACCUCCCCAGCCACCCCGUCGCCCCCACUGCCCCCUGAGGCAGCCCACUUCCUGUUUGGGGAUCCUGCCCCUAGGAAAAGGAAGAGCUCGGUGCAGGUCCUGUUCCAGUGUCUGUGGAAGCGCUGUGGGAAGGUGCUGAGCUCCGCGUCCACGAUGCAGAGACACAUCCGCCUGGUGCACCUGGGGCGGCAGGCGGAGCCAGAGCAGAGCGAUGGUGAUGGCGAAGAGGACUUCUAUUACACGGAGCUGGAUAUUGGUCUGGAUGCGCUGACCAACGGGCUUUCCAGCCUAACGCCGAUGUCCCCUGCAGCCUCCAUGUUGCCCGCAUGCCCCCACGUGGAGCUGCCGGAGUCCCGGGCCCUGCCUGGCUUGCUGCACCCACUGGCCCUAUCCCCACCCCCGGGGCUGAGCUCUGUGGCAACAGCCCAGGUGUGCCGCAGUGACCACGCCUACCAGGGCUGCCUGGCACCCACCCAGCUGGAGUCACAGCGCACCACAGGCAGGGCCUGCGUGCCCGCCCUGCCCUCCAAGCUUGGUGCCAGCCUGAGGAAACCCCGAGGUGACGCCAAGAAGUGCCGGAAGGUGUAUGGCACGGAGCGCCGGGACCUGUGGUGCGCUGCCUGCCGCUGGAAAAAGGCCUGCAGGCGUUUCCUGGACUGAGCCGCCUCGCCUCGCAUUCUCCCUUGGGAGUUAGAGGACACCAAGCUCCACCCCCAGCCCCUGCCUGGGGUCUCUCCUAGCUGCAGGGUCUACUUUUUAAUGGGGACCCCCAGGGGUGGAGGAGAGGCCCGCCACUCAAAGUGCCUUUGAAGAAACCAGCCUUUUGCACUAAAGCCCCAGGGUCCCCCGGGGUAACUGCCCUCCCUGCCUGUCCAUGGACUUGUCAAGGGUGCGGCGGAUGGACCCAGGAUUGAGGUCACAUGGGAGCCAGUCCUGGGUGCACUUUGAGGGGUUUCGAGGAGGGGCCUCCCAGCCCGCAGGUGACCUGAUGGUUCAAGGGCCCAGGGCUGACAUUCGUACCAUGUUUGCAAAGCUCAGGUAUCUUGCCAGGCGAGGAGAAAAAUUAAAGGUUUGGGAUUUUUCCAGAAGUUGUGCCUGCCUCCUGGGGGGAAGG